AAGUCCGGAGAGGCGCGUGGUUGAAUGGGGACAGAUAGCAUCGCAACGUGAGCGCGCUCAUCCACCACCUCUAGGGCUCGCGGACAGUUGACAGGACCGAUAUCUUAGGGACAGCUCGCACACGCUGUUUAAUCAGUGCUUCUUUCUUUUUGUAAUUAACCAAUCGUUAAGGAACUGAAAGUAAACUGACGUCGUCACAUCGCGCUGAAUUAACGGGGGGGAACAUGUCAACGGUCGGCUCCAUUAUUCCACAGGUACAUCUGGGUAAAGUUUUUCCCUUUGCUGUGAUAGAGUUUGGUUCUUCAAGUUAAGACUUUCUAAAGGAAAAGCUCCACAAUAUUUGACCGAUUAAAUAAUCCAGUAACAAUCCAAGGACUGCAUGAGAGAAACCUAAGAGGACCACUACAAACAACUGGCAGUGUGUUAAACAAGAAGUUCCUAAAGCAAAGGGAUACAAAACAGACAAUAGACAUCUCAGUAAAGAGAACGGAAAAACCAGCAGACUCUUUCCUUGAAUUUCCACCAAAGCCCAUUGCUUUUACUGAACAUGUGUCAUAAAGGGAGGUCAACACAUAAGCGAAGAUGAACCCUUAUGUCACUUCACACUUCAGAAGAGAUCUCUUUCCCCAUUUCCAUUUGUUGUAGAUUUUUGUCUAACCUGUUGUUACUGUUUGAAUGAAAUAGCGUUGUCUAUAUUUGUGCAGCUAUAGCAGUAGCUCAUGUCUAUCGUUUUCAGUUUCUUUGUACUCACCACAGUGCAGGGUUACGGUUGAGGGUUUGAUUCUGUGUACUGUUCCAAAGAGGAUGUGGAUACUCUGUAUUCUUGUCAGGAUUCAGUAGAAGAGUUCUCUGGAAAUGGUUGGGCAAGGUAAAUACUAACUACAAGCUUUUCAUUUCCAGAUAUAUUUGCACAUUUCUCUUUUGCUUUAUUUAAGCCUUUGUCAGUUUUUAAGAAGUAUUUUUAUAUAUUAACUUUGAAUGCUUUUUAGAUGAUGCACUUCAAAGUUACUCAGGCAUUCUUUUCGCGUUGCAUCUACAUGUAUUAUUCUUCCAUUUUGUUUGGGGAAACUCUGAUGUUCAGGUAGCCCUUUGUGAUCUGGUUCAAACUGAGAUGAUGAGUAAUAGACUACAAUCCACAAAACCAGUUAUGCUCUCAGCCACUUUAGUUCUCAGCCCUUCUCAGCUCUUCUCCUUCUGUGGCAUACACCUGAUCUAUCUACUUUGGCGCCCGACCUCCAGAAAAAUAUAGAAAACUUCCUCAGGUAACCUGUGUACUUACCUUUUCCCUACAUAUAAAUCUUCCACUCAAAGUUUAAAAUACAAGUGGUGUUGAGGAUAGAUCAAAGUAAACUCUCUGUUGUUUUCUUCCCUUCUUAUCUUAUUUCAUAGGCGAUUUCUCAGCCGUAAUGCUGAGCUGUAAUGAGGUAUGUCUGCUCUGAGAGACUAACUGUUGCAUGUGAUUGCUAACAGCCGUGUAGUUCAGGUCAAUAUUGUUCACACAACAGUCAGUAAAACAAGUCUUCACCAAAUUGACAAUGGCUGCUAAACAGAUGUGCAGACCCUUAGAAAGAAAAUGUGAAAUUGUUAAAGCAGUGACAUGAUUGAACAGGAAAUGGCAAACAAAACAUGGAUCUUUCAGUUGGGACCCUUUUGUUGAGCAAAGGUGACAUUUCCUUGACAACUGCUAUUUAACACUUAACGUUUGUACUAUAUUCAGUGCUUUAUCCAAGACAUAUUGGCACUGAAUUAUGAAAGAUGAAUGAUGACUGUUUGAUGAACUGAAUGUACUGUGCUCUUUGUUUCCACAUGCCCAUACCAAGGGGUUGUGACACUGGAGAGAUCUUUGAUUGUAAGAAUUGGCAUGUUUUUUUUUCUUUUUUGAUUGCAUGUUGGAAAUGUUUUUAUCAUAUUGUCCCAUUUUAAGUUUAAGUCUUGUCACAAUAUUAUAAAAGGUACAGUACCCUGUAACAAGCUGUACAUCCUUUACAUGUUUCCAUCUCCAUCCUCCUACUCCAUUGCAUUAUCAGUUUAUAGCUUUUAUCAAUUGAUGCCUGCUUGAGGCUUCCCUUUUAUUUGUUUGGAACUAAACAGAACCAACCCUGCAUGCUUUUGUGAUAUCUGAGGUCCAACCAGCCCUGUCACUCCUUGUCAAAAGAGUUCUUGCAAACUAGGGGUCACAGAAAAAGACUCCUUGGGCUGCUGCUGACAUCGUUGUUUUCAGCUCACCUCACUCAGUGAGUAUGAUUUUUAUGGACAUUGGUUGUUAAUGAGUGCACCUGAGGAUCUACUUUAAGAAAGCCCACUUUGUUUGCUGAGGGAUCUAUCACUGAAAAGAUAGACUCUACUGGGAAACAUCAUUACAAGUCGGGGAAAGUAAGUGACUGAUCAAUGGCCUUCGAGGCAAUUAUCCUCUGGUUACUAUUGGCCACUAUGGACUUGCAAUUAUCUCUUCAAUAAGGACUGAAAGACUGACUAUGUUGUUAGCAUCAAACAUUUAAUUGACUGUAUCAAGAUGCUUAAUUGCCUCAUCAACAUUUGAAUCCAGUGUCCUCCACUGAGGAAUACAGUGUUAUUGUAAACCAUAAGAGAGAGGAGACUUUUUGUUUUUUAUUGUUUUGGAUUGUACAUGAUGGGAGCGGAACGUGUGAAACGUCGUUUCAGUGCUGUGGUUGACGGGCCAGUGGAGGAGGAGGAGGUCAUGAGGCUGGCACAGAGUGCUGCUGACACGGCUAGGGCAGGGGGGAGUCCAAUGGGGUCAGGGACCCCAACCAGCCCCUCCCCGACCCAUGCCCUGAACGGCAAAACUCUACCUCUCCAGAGCAACACCAACAAUGCACGGAGGCAGAGUGCCAUUGGAGUUGGGGGAGACACAGGAGAAGGCGGGGUGAGAGCAGGAGGAAUGUGCUCAGGACUAAGGAGUGAAAGAGGCAGUAGUGUAGGAGGAAGAGGAAAAGGCCGUUCAUCCUCGGACCAGAAUUCACUCUCUUCCCCCUCCACUACCAACCGCCGGCGCACCAGGUGCUCAAGCCGCCGGCCCCGACAACGCUUUGUGGGCAAGGACGGACGCUGCAACGUCACCUUCGUCAACAUAAGCGAAAGGGGCCAGCGCUACCUUAACGACCUCUUCACCACCUGUGUGGACAUCCGCUGGCGCUGGAUGCUGAUCAUCUUCACCCUCUCCUUCCUUCUCUCCUGGCUGCUCUUUGGAUUUGCCUUCUGGCUCAUUGCCUCCGUGCAUGGGGACCUCUCCAUUCGGCUUACCCCCAGCUCAGGUUCCUUUCCGGGAUCAGGAGAGGCCGGGUCUGGAGGAGAGUCUGAUAGAGAGGUAGUGGUUGAGGAGCCGUGCUUCCUCCAGGUGAACAGCUUCAUGGCAGCCUUUCUAUUCUCCUUGGAGACGCAGACAUCCAUAGGUUAUGGCUUCAGAAGCGUGACCGAAGAAUGUCCCCUGGCGGUGAUGGCGGUCAUUUUGCAGUGCAUUGUGGGCUGCAUCAUUGACGCCUUCAUCAUCGGGGCAGUCAUGGCCAAGAUUGCCAAGCCCAAGAAGCGCAACGAGACACUGGUGUUCUCUGACACAGCUGUGGUGGCGCUGAGGGACGGGAAACUCUGUAUGAUGUGGAGGGUUGGAAACCUACGCAAGAGCCACCUGGUAGAGGCACAUGUUCGAGCACAGCUACUAAAGCCAAGGGUGACAGAAGAGGGAGAGUUCCUUCCCCUGGACAAUAUGGACAUCAACGUGGGUUUUGACACUGGCACUGACCGCAUCUUCUUGGUCUCGCCAAUGACAAUUGUCCACGAGAUCAACGACGAGUCACCUUUCUUUGAGAUUGACCGAAAGACCCUGGAGAAUGACUCUGAAUUGGAGGUGGUGGUCAUACUCGAGGGCAUGGUGGAGGCCACAGCUAUGACCACACAGUGCCGUAGCUCCUAUCUGGCUUCUGAAAUCCUCUGGGGACACAGAUUUGAACCAGUGCUCUUCGAGAGGAAAGACUGUUACCAGGUGGACUACUCAUUCUUCCAUCAGACAUACGAAAUCCCGAACACACCUUCAUGCAGCGCUAAGGAGCUGGCCGAGCAGAAGUACAUUCACAGCUCACGCUCGUCAUUCUGCUAUGAGAACGAAGUCGCUCUGCAGCUCGUCUCCCCUGACGAUGAGCCUGGCCCAGACCCUGAGUGUCCCUCCCCACCGACCCGUAGGCAAUCACUGGCCGAACAUCUCCACUACAAUUGAACCUGUUGGAUAGGAGGCCUUAAAGGAAAAGAGAUAGGAAGUUGACCCAGAGGUUUUAGAGGGAGAGGGUUAAACUGGUAGAAAUUGGCAGACCAAGAGAUACCGGAUUAAAAGUUGUUAGGGCCAGUGUCAGGAUAAAGGAUAGGAGGCAACAUUGUUUACAGUGAUUGGACAGGAAACAAAGUCCAAAAUAGGAGCAAGUCAAGAGAUCCAUUACAACUUUUACAAGUUUGCAAGAUUUAGAUAAGUACUACCAUACAGAUUAGAUUGCACCGAGAAAUAUAAAGGAAAUGGACAGAUAGAGAGAGGUUUUGAGUCAGUAUUUUAUGGAGAAGGGUUACUACACUGGCUUAGUUGUCUGAUUGGUCCUGGCAAUCUUUUAGGAUCAUUGAAAACUUGUCUGCUAAGUCUCACAUCUGGCCCGGCACUACCACAACACACCCAUCUGGCUCUAAUUCUUGACUGGCAGAAUAUACAGCAGCACCCCAUGGUGGCUCUACUAUGCAACUGCACCUCCAGUUUUAUGAUCUAUUUGAGGUGGCUUCUGUAUGAAAUGAAUGGUAGUGUACCUUCUGAGGUACAACUCAGGAAUGUAUUCCACUAUGAUGCUGAAUUAUCAUUUAAUGUUUUAUUUGUGUAUGGUAAGUAUGGAUAGUGCACAUUUUGUGAUACUUUGAGGUUGGUGGGGGGUGUUGAGGAUGUAGUUGAGUAUUAGGCUAGGCUACUUAUAGAGCCAAAGCAGAGCAACAGUAGCAUGGAGAAACAGCUGAAAACUAGCAGCGAUUUUGAGCAGUUUCUUUUCCAUGUUAUGUUAUGUAUGUUGUUUGUUUUGGGGCUUUAUUAUGUCAUGCAAAAAAAAUGUUCACUGAUUCUAACAUUUGCUUUAUUUAAUCAUUUUGUGUUGAGUUGAAUGCCAUGUGGCUAGGUCAGAGUAAGGAUCAGAGUAAGCAUUGUAGUGUUAGAUACACAAUGACAGAUGAUGUUGUCUGUGUCCAGACUAGUUAAAUACUAUACAUUAUUUCUUGCACUACUAUCUACAGUAUCUUCUCAUGUCCUGUAUUGCUAAAAUCAACCACACUGUAUUGUUUUGCUCUGUUACUUUUGGAUUGUAGUAGUUAGUGACUGAGCUAUGACAUUAUAAUCUUUUAAGUGUCUUGGCACUUGGAAGAUCCUUGAUGGUUUGGACUAAAUCCAACUUUAAAGGGGUUGCUCUCAUCCGCUCUGUAAAUGCACAGGAGGCCUAAAGUCACGUCCAACAUCACUAGAACAUUACUGAACUGAGUAGGAGAGAUGUUGUGAUGGUGGUGACGAUGGUUUGCUGUUUCUGCAUCUCUGAGAAUAAAACAUCUGUCUAACAUCUGCACAAAUGGAUGAGGAUUGAACUGGAAACUACACCCCAUUCAUAGAAAAUUAUACUGUAUUUUUGUGCCCAUAAAAUCAUGUUUCACGGUACUAUGUUCUAAUGUGCUACAGUUGGUUUCUCUCACGAAUUGUGAGAUCAGUGUAGUGAGUGGUGCCUUCAUAACAAACCAGAGAUUUUGCAACUGGCCCUUCAUCUGCAGCAGUUAAUUUCAUGUUUGAAAUGUACUUAAAGCCUAUUUUUAUUGUGUGUAUUUUCAUACUUCUAUUUAUGCAAGAGUGUUCAUUCAAUCACUUUAACAUUUGCAGGAUGUUGUUCUAAGUAGACAAAAAUGUAUAUACUGUGAAUCUGCUCAGUAACUGAGUAGUCUCAAUAAUAAUCUCUAGACCGAUAGCUGAUGGGUUCCGAGAUUGUCUCAAUAUGAACAUGCACUGAUAACAUAAAUAGAUUUUUAGCUGUAUUGUAUUGUAGACUAUGUAAUAGUUGCUCUUUGUAGUUAUAUGACAAAGCACUUGGAAUGUUCUUGUUUAUUUUAGAUCCUGUAAUGAUUUGCAGUAAAUCAUGCCACCAUGAGUAUUUAAGUGUUUGAUUACAGAAGAUGUUGGUAAUUUCACUCAGUGUCAGGAGUGCAACAUGAUAUUAAGUGUUGACCAAUAAUCAGCCUGUCCAACGCACAUCCUGGGAACUUAUUCUGUUUACUUUGCACUAAAGUAGUAUAUGCAGACUAAAUAUCACUAAUGACGCUUUACAACAGCACAGUUGUUGCUGGAUCAGUACACAUUAACCUCAAGGCAUCAAUCGCAGUGUUUCACUUCAGUUAUUGAAAUUUUUUUUUUUUUAUGGUUACCCCAGGGCGGGUGAGGUAUUGAUUGCAUAUAAUCUGUUGCAAUUAGUGUUAGUAUUAGUGUUUGUGUUCUCCCUUACACUUCUCCUUUAUGGCUACAUGUUCUAUUUAUAGGCUGCAUGGGUCAUGCCGUUCACCCUGCCUCCACUUGUAACUUGAACUUACUGCACCAUCACUUUAACUACUAUAGCGCUGUUUAAGAACCCAAGAAAAAAACAGACAGAUGGAUUAUGUGGUAAUUUCACUCCUUAGGAUUUGCUUCUCACAGUAAACACAUUUUUUUAAAUCAUAUGUAUAUACAUAGUGUAAAAUACAUAGUAUACUGUAAUAGAUACAUUAUUAUUAAUAAAUGAGUGACAUGAAACCAAUAAAAGCUGUUGCUACCUUUCUCAAGUUAUUUUUCUAAAGAGAAAGGGAACCCUUUCUGCUCCAACACUGAAAUGUAAUUUCAGAGCUGCCUUAGGCACAGAGCACUUCUAAAUGCAACUGAACUGGUUGUAGAGCAAAUAAAACACGGGGAUUGAAUUGCAAUUAUUGGUUGCUUCUUUAUUUAUUCUUCUUGUAGCUCACGGGGCAAACCAUACUGACCAUUUUAGAUGGAAAGUGUAAUUCAUCACUACUCUCAUAAUCCUUUUUGCAUUUACAUUGAAGUGCUUUAAGAUUUAAACAAAACAUUAAAAAAGGAAUGCAGGUUAUGCAUAUAAUGUCCUCAUUCUUACAACUUGCUGCCAUAGAUUAAGACUGUUAGAAACAAACCAAAUGACCAAAUCUCGUUUGAUCAAACAUGUCAACUUUCUUUUUUCUGUGUAAUGUCCACAACUCUAUAUUUUCACUGAUAGCCUUGUCUGUCACAGAAUACAGUCUGAACAUAAACCUUAACCAAACAAUUGUGGAAGAAUGUUAAAACUGUCUGAUGUAAAUUAAACACUAAAUAUCUUGAAAUGACUGAAUUGUACAACUUUGACAGUUAAAGUUUUGAUUUCUUUUUAUUGUGUUGUCAAAAUGACCUGUAAACUUCUGCAAAAGUCUAUCACUGCUGAUGAAUCAGGAGAAUAAAACGCCCCUUGUGGAAAUAA
This is a messenger RNA of Sander lucioperca (pikeperch), 7508 nucleotides long. It is a transcript of the gene kcnj14, whose product is annotated as potassium inwardly rectifying channel subfamily J member 14. The transcript has 5 exons. The coding region runs from base 2627 to 4228 and encodes 533 amino acids. Gene Ontology annotation, molecular function: inward rectifier potassium channel activity. The record is from RefSeq and is a predicted model, not a curated record. Gene Ontology annotation, cellular component: plasma membrane. Gene Ontology annotation, biological process: potassium ion import across plasma membrane; regulation of monoatomic ion transmembrane transport. NCBI's taxonomy places the organism in Eukaryota, Metazoa, Chordata, Actinopteri, Perciformes, Percidae.